This is a messenger RNA of Pieris macdunnoughi, 5052 nucleotides long. The record is from the annotation of a GenBank genome assembly. NCBI's taxonomy places the organism in Eukaryota, Metazoa, Arthropoda, Insecta, Lepidoptera, Pieridae.
AUGGCUCAAGUAUUACCAAUACGUUUUCAGGAGCAUUUACAGCUCACAAAUAUUGGGAUCAACCCAGCCUCCAUAUCCUUUAAUACACUCACAAUGGAGUCAGACAAAUUUAUCUGUGUCCGUGAGAAAGUUGGUGAAACUUCAGAAGUAGUGAUUAUUGAUUUGGGCGACCCUACAAAUCCAAUUAGAAGACCAAUAUCUGCCGAUUCUGCAAUCAUGAACCCAGCCAGCAAAGUUAUUGCUCUUAAAGGAAAAGCUGGAGUGGAAGCAGCGCAAAAGACCCUGCAAAUAUUCAACAUCGAGAUGAAGUCAAAGAUGAAAGCCCACACUAUGACCGAAGACGUCGUUUUCUGGAAGUGGAUAUCACCAAACACUCUGGCACUCGUGACCAAAAUGUCAGUAUACCAUUGGUCGAUGGAAGGUGAUUCACAACCUGUGAAAAUGUUCGAUCGUCACUCAUCUCUUUCUGAGUGUCAGAUUAUCAACUAUAGAACUGAUCCGAAGCAACAGUGGUUGUUGUUAGUGGGUAUAUCAGCGCAACAGAACCGCGUUGUAGGUGCGAUGCAACUGUACUCGGUGGAACGUAAGUGCUCGCAGCCGAUAGAAGGUCACGCCGCAUCUUUCGCCACCUUCAAGUCUGAAGGCAACACUGAACCUUCUACUCUGUUCUGUUUCGCUGUACGGACAGCGCAGGGUGGCAAACUACAUAUCAUCGAGGUGGGUCAGCCGCCAGCAGGUAAUACAGCAUUCCACAAAAAAGCUGUUGACGUCUUCUUCCCUGCUGAGGCACAGAACGACUUCCCAGUGGCUAUGCAGGUGUCCCCGAAAUAUGAUGUGAUCUACCUCAUCACUAAAUAUGGUUACAUCCAUAUGUAUGACAUUGAAUCUGGGACCUGUAUCUACAUGAACCGCAUCUCGUCUGAUACGAUCUUUGUGACUGCGCCUCACGAGUCUACUGGAGGGAUUAUUGGUGUAAACCGCAAAGGUCAGGUUCUAUCUGUCACUGUAGAAGAGGAUUCCAUAGUCCCAUACAUCAAUACUGUCCUACAAAACCCUGAUUUGGCCCUUCGUCUAGCUGUAAGAAACAAUUUGGCUGGCGCUGAAGAUCUUUUUGUGAGGAAAUUCAAUAUGCUCUUCACUAAUGGACAAUAUGGAGAGGCCGCAAAGGUGGCAGCUAUGGCACCCCGUGGUAUCCUACGUACUCCACAAACAAUUCAGCGUUUCCAACAAGUGCCCACUCAGCCUGGUCAAACCUCACCGCUGCUGCAGUACUUUGGUAUAUUGCUGGAUCAGGCUCAGUUAAACAAGUUUGAGUCGCUUGAACUGUGCCGUCCUGUUCUAUUGCAAGGUCGGAAGCAGCUCCUAGAAAAAUGGCUGAAAGAGGAAAAACUGGAGUGUUCCGAAGAGUUGGGAGAUUUAGUAAAGCAGGUGGAUCCAACCUUAGCGUUGUCUGUGUAUCUCCGGGCGAAUGUCGCAAGCAAAGUCAUCGCUUGCUUUGCUGAAACUGGGCAGUUCCAGAAAAUCGUCCUUUAUGCCAAGAAGGUGGGCUACACCCCAGAUUACAUCUAUCUCCUACGAUCAGUAAUGCGUACAAGUCCGGAACAAGGUGCAGGGUUCGCCGGUAUGCUGGUAGCUGAAGACCCUCCUCUAGCUGACAUUAAUCAGAUUGUCGAUGUCUUCAUGGAACAGAAUAUGGUUCAGCAGUGCACUGCGUUCCUUCUAGAUGCACUCAAAAACAACAAGCCCGAGGAAGGUCCACUCCAGACACGGCUUCUCGAAAUGAACUUAAUGUCAGCACCUCAAGUAGCAGACGCGAUUCUUGGCAACGGAAUGUUCACGCACUACGAUCGCGCACACGUCGCCCAACUCUGCGAAAAGGCUGGACUGUUGCAACGUGCGCUUGAGCAUUACACCGAUUUGUAUGACAUUAAGCGAGCUGUGGUUCACACACAUCUGCUGUCUGCUGAUUGGCUGGUCAAUUACUUCGGCACUCUGUCAGUGGAGGACUCCCUUGAAUGCCUCAAGGCUAUGCUUCAAGCGAACAUUCGUCAAAACCUCCAAAUCUGCGUACAAAUUGCCACCAAGUACCACGAACAACUGACCACCAAGGCUCUCAUAGAACUGUUCGAGAGUUUCAAGACGUAUGAAGGCCUUUUCUACUUUUUGGGAUCCAUUGUCAACUUUAGCCAGGAUUCGGAAGUUCACUUCAAGUAUAUUCAGGCUGCCUGUAAAACGGGUCAAAUCAAAGAGGUCGAACGUAUCUGCAGGGAAUCGAACUGCUACAACGCUGAACGCGUCAAGAAUUUCCUCAAGGAAGCAAAAUUACCCGACCAACUGCCGCUCAUCAUUGUCUGCGACAGAUUCGACUUUGUUCACGACCUGGUGCUAUAUUUGUAUAGAAACAGUCUGCAGAAGUACAUUGAGAUCUACGUGCAAAAGGUGAACCCAUCCCGUCUGCCAGUCGUUGUGGGUGGUCUCUUAGACGUGGACUGCGCGGAAGACAUUAUCAAGAAUUUGAUCCUCGUGGUGCGAGGACAAUUCUCCACUGAUGAACUUGUCGCUGAAGUUGAGAAGAGAAACAGAUUGAAAUUACUUUUACCCUGGUUGGAGACACGAGUACACGAGGGAUGCAACGAGCCAGCCACGCACAAUGCGCUCGCCAAGAUCUACAUUGACUCUAACAAUAACCCUGAGAGAUUCCUCAAGGAGAAUCAAUGGUACGAUUCACGCGUAGUAGGACGCUACUGCGAGAAGCGCGACCCGCACUUAGCGUGCGUCGCAUACGAACGCGGGCAAUGCGAUCGCGAACUCAUCGCCGUAUGCAACGACAACUCUCUGUUCAAGACUCAGGCGCGGUACUUGGUGCGCCGAAGAGAUCAGGAUCUCUGGUUGGAAGUGCUCAGCGAGAGCAACCCAUUCAAGCGACAGCUAAUCGAUCAGGUUGUCCAGACAGCCCUAUCUGAAACUCAAGAUCCCGAGGACAUCUCAGUAACAGUGAAGGCCUUCAUGACAGCUGACCUUCCAAACGAACUUAUUGAGUUACUUGAGAAAAUUGUGCUUGACAACUCUGUGUUCUCUGACCACAGGAACUUGCAGAACUUGCUCAUUUUAACAGCAAUAAAGGCAGAUCGAACCCGUGUUAUGGAAUACAUCAACCGUCUGGACAAUUACGACGCACCGGAUAUUGCGAAUAUUGCCAUCAACAAUGAACUGUACGAGGAGGCAUUCGCUAUCUUCAAGAAGUUUGAUGUCAACACAUCAGCCAUACAGGUCCUCAUCGAACAAGUCAAAGACCUCAAACGUGCCUACGAGUUUGCUGAGCGUUGCAAUGAGCCCGGAGUUUGGUCUCAACUAGCCAAAGCUCAGUUACAACAAGGUCUGGUGAAGGAAGCGAUUGACUCUUACAUAAAGGCCGACGACCCGUCGGCGUAUAUGGACGUCGUCGCUACGGCCAGUGCCCAACAAUCUUGGGACGAUCUCGUCCGCUACUUGCAGAUGGCGCGCAAAAAGGCUCGCGAAUCUUACAUUGAAUCAGAGCUCAUAUACGCAUACGCCCGUACCGGUCGCCUGGCGGAUCUGGAAGAGUUUAUCUCUGGUCCGAACCAUGCUGACAUCCAGAAGAUUGGAGACAGGUGCUUCGACGACAAAAUGUAUAAUGCUGCUAAGCUGCUUUACAACAAUGUCAGCAACUUUGCCCGACUCGCCAUCACUCUUGUUCAUUUGAAGGAGUUCCAAGGUGCCGUGGAUGGCGCCCGCAAAGCCAAUUCGACUCGCACAUGGAAAGAGGUUUGCUUCGCGUGUGUGGACGCGGGCGAAUUCCGUCUUGCCCAGAUGUGUGGUCUCCAUAUUGUCGUUCACGCCGAUGAGCUGGAGGACCUGAUUAAUUACUACCAGGACCGAGGUCACUUCGAUGAGCUGAUAAGUCUGUUGGAAGCUGCCUUAGGCCUGGAGCGGGCACAUAUGGGAAUGUUCACAGAGCUGGCCAUCUUGUACUCUAAGUACAAGACAUCUAAGAUGAGGGAACAUCUCGAGCUAUUCUGGUCACGAGUUAAUAUUCCUAAGGUGCUUCGCGCUGCCGAACAUGCGCAUCUAUGGUCGGAGCUUGUGUUCCUUUACGACAAAUACGAAGAGUACGACAACGCUGCUCUCACCAUGAUGCAGCAUCCGACUGAGGCCUGGAGAGAGGGACACUUCAAAGACAUUAUCACUAAGGUCGCAAACAUGGAGUUAUAUUAUAAAGCAAUUCAGUUUUACCUCGACUACAAGCCUCUACUUCUCAAUGACCUCUUGUUGGUAUUGGCGCCACGUAUGGACCACACUCGCGCCGUCAACUUCUUUACUAAGGCUGGCCAUCUCCAACUAGUAAAAGCCUAUCUCAGGUCUGUGCAAAACCUUAACAACAAGGCUGUCAAUGAAGCCCUUAAUUCGCUACUCAUCGAUGAGGAAGACUACCAGGGUCUACGAACAUCGAUUGACGCAUUCGAUAACUUCGACACGAUAGCGCUCGCGCAACAACUAGAAAAGCAUGAGCUCACUGAAUUCAGACGAAUCGCCGCCUACUUGUACAAAGGCAACAACAGAUGGAAGCAAAGUGUGGAGUUAUGCAAAAAAGACGCAUUGUACGCCGACGCAAUGGAAUACGCAGCUGAAUCACGACAACCAGAAGUUGCUGAGGAACUGCUCGACUGGUUCCUUGAGAGGAAGAACUAUGAGUGCUUUUCUGCUUCCCUUUACCAGUGCUACGAUCUCUUGAAACCCGAUGUUGUGAUUGAAUUGGCGUGGCGGCACAACAUUAUGGACUUUGCUAUGCCAUUCCUUAUUCAGACGGUACGAGAAUUAACAACUAAAGUUGAGAAAUUGGAAGAGGCUGACGCAAAACGCAGCACGGAGAGCGCGGAACACGAGGCAAAGCCUGCUAUGAUUAUGGAGCCACAGCUUAUGCUCACUGCUGGUCCAUCAAUGGCGUACCCAGGCGUGGCUGCGCAAGCGCCGCCGUACGCGUACGCCGCGCAGGCUCCUUCGCCCGCCCCUUACCACGGGUACGGCAUGUAG